AUGACCAUGGAGAAGAUUGUAAAAGGCGCCACAAAAAUAAAGUUGGCCGCGCCCAAAUCCAAGUAUAUCGAGCCCAUACUCUCUGCCACAAAUGGCGGAGAAUCAGGUGUCGCCGAAGUCUUUCGUACUCUACAACUCCGACUCAGAGACUCGACAUGGACGAUUGUAUUCAAGGCGUUAAUUGUGGUUCAUCUUAUGAUAAGAGAAGGUCAGCCCGAGGUCACUUUGAGGUACAUAUCCGAGUCACCCAAGAGAUUGGCAAUCAGCAGCUUCACCGAAGUCCAAACCCAAGGUCUCAAUAUUCGAAGAUAUUCGGAAUACUUGUUGGAAAGAGUACGAGCUUUUCGAGAUACGAAGACGGACUUUGUCAAGUCAGGAACGGGAAAGAUGCGCAGAUUGACCGUCGAGAAAGGGUUAUUGAGACAGACUGAGGUUGUGCAGGAUCAAAUAGAGGCUUUGAUUCGAUGCGACUUACUAGGCACUCAUGACCCGGAGAAUGAGAUAUCAUUGACGGCCUUUCGUCUUCUGACCUUGGACUUGCUCGAGCUGUUCAAGGUGAUGAACGAGGGCACCAUCAAUGUUCUAGAACACUACUUCGAAAUGUCUCGUCCUGACGCGGAACGGGCAUUGCAAAUAUACAAGACAUUCGGAAGGCAGACCGAACUGGUGGUGCAAUAUCUCGGUGUAGCCAGACAGUAUGAGACGUCAACGCGCUUGGAGGUCCCGAGACUAAAGCACGCACCAACAACUCUGACCAGUGCCCUGGAAGAGUAUCUCAAAGAUGCGGACUUUGAACUGAAUCGAAGACAAUAUCUGGCGCAGCAAGAAGCGAAAAGGACGGGUAAGCCAGUUUCGGCCGCGCCAUCAGCCAAUCCAUUCGACAAACCAGCAACAAAACAGGCAGCACCGGCCUCAGUCGCAGCCAGACCACAGCCGGCUCAAUCGGUGCCCAAGGGACCAGCGCCUGAUCUGAUUGACUUCUUUGAAUCCAUUGAGCAGAAUCAGCAGACGAUGGGUCAGACCAACAUGAACGCGCAGCCUCAAUUCCAGCAAGGAGUCCCGCAAGUUCACGGAUACCAUCAAGCGCCUGUGCCUCAACAGACGGGCUACAAUCCUUUUCUACAGCCGCAGCCAACUUUUCAACCUCAGGCUCUACCGCUACCCCAAGCUCAACCCCAGCCUCUGCAGACAGAUUUCACAGGGGCGGGAUUCGGUGGAUAUGGACCUCAACCACAGCAGCAGGCACAGUCAGCAGGCGGUUACCAAUUUUCCUCGCAGCUAUCGCCGAUUCCUCAGAAUGGCGUGGCAAACUUCCAGUCUCAAGUCUUUCCACCAGCUCAGCCUGCAUCGCUACAACCACAGAUGACAUCCACCAAUCCGUUUCGACAGUCCACGAUGCACACUGGAGGUGUGCAAAUUUCGCCUGUUAGUCCUGCUGUUCCUGUCCGGUCGUCGACCAAUCCAUUUGCUAAGCACAACACUGGAGCGAUUUCCCACAACGACCACGGGGCAGGGAUGGUCCAUGACCAAGCGGGCUUCUCUCCUGUCUCUCCCGAGCAAUCCUUCCCCUCCAACCCAUCUUUCCUCUCGUCACCCCCGGCACUGCAACCUCAAAGAACAGGCACAAACCCAUUCGCAAAGAACCGACCAACAACAUCAGGAGGAGGUCCAGUGACAACCAACGUGACGGGAAGCACCAACCCCUUCCGGCAGAGUGCGUUUGUCAAUCAACAGACAGGUCAGGGGUGGCAGCAUAGCAACCAAGCCACCUCAGAAGUCACCCUGCGGCUUGAUGCCGUGUCCUCCGCCUUGACUGGAUCGCCUGUUCGACACCCGCCGUCCUCUCACAAAUCAGAAACGACCGCCGCUAUGGAGGACGGCAAUGUAGAUCACAUUCCGACCCUCUCCAUCAUCCCCUACGACAACAACCGGGAGGUCGUGCUCCGCCACGCAGACACCAUUGUCUACCGCGACCCGAGAACGAACCAACUUGUCCCAUUCCAUAGAAACCAAGAUGUAGAGCGGCGCUCCUCGGACUGUCCAACCUGUGGCCGACCCUGGCACAGACCACCAGGAUCCUCGAGCACCCAAGAACCCGGUCCAAGUCCAAUGGAAGACCAACCCAGCUUUAUCACAGAGGGCUACUUUGAGAUGCUCGCUCGAAGCCUUCCUGGCUCCAACGAACCAUCUGCACCGCCCUCUCCGCGACGUCGAAUCGUCCAACCAGUCCGCUCUCGGCUUCACCCUUCGUCAGCCGCCGUGUCUCCGCCUCCGAAUGCAGAGUUCAUCGCCAGUGCGCCAAUCCCUGCCAGUCAGUCCCAUGGAAUCUCCGAGACAGCUUUUUCGCCCAACUACUUCGAGAAGUUCUUUAUCGAAGAAAGAGAGCUCGGAAGAGGCGGCCGAGGGGUUGUGCUCUUGGUCAAACACGUCCUCGACGGCGUUACCCUCGGCCAUUUCGCGUGCAAACGUGUACCCAUUGGAGAUGACCACGCGUGGUUAGAGAAGGUCCUUGUCGAGGUCCAGCUUUUGCAGACUUUAUCACACCAAAAUCUCGUCUCUUACCGCCACGUAUGGUUGGAAGAUUUCCAAACCAGCACCUUUGGCCCUAGUGUGCCUUGCGCGUUCAUUCUACAGCAAUACUGUAACGGCGGAGACAUGCAAAACUACGUCCUGGGCUCUGCGCAAGCAUCCACGACGACGCAAGAAUUAAAAGAACGAAUUCGUCGCAAGUCGAGGGGAGAAUCCGAGCUUCCGCGGCGGGCGAAUGAACCCAAAAAGUUGCCUUUUGACGAAAUUUACAACUUUUUCAAAGACAUUACCUCGGGAUUGAGACAUCUCCAUCACAACGGCUUCAUCCAUCGGGACCUGAAACCGAGCAACUGCCUCCUGCAUACCGUCGGUGGCGAAACCAGAGUCCUGGUCAGCGACUUUGGCGAAGUUCAAUACGAGUAUGCAACGCGAAAAUCCACUGGCGCUACUGGGACGAUAUCCUACUGCGCGCCCGAAGUGCUUCGACGCAUCUCUCCAGGUGGGCCUUUUGAGAACUUUACUUCCAAGUCGGACAUCUUCUCAUUAGGCAUGAUUUUACACUUCCUCUGCUUUGCAAAUCUCCCCUACAACUCGGCAAAUGUCCUUCAUGAAGAGCGCGAAGACAUUGAUGAAUUGAGAGCAGAAAUUACCAACUGGGGAGGAUUUGACGAUCAGCGCAAAUUACGUCCCGAGUUGCCGCGUGCACUCUACUCGUUUCUCAAACGGCUCCUGUCCCUGAGCCCGGAUGAGCGGCCCAGCGCAGACGAUGUUCUCCAGGUCGUCUCGUCAGGUAGACUCGACGACAUCCCCGUGGUGCGGAGGCGGAGCUCGAUGGAGCCGGAGGAGCUGACGCCGGCCCGCCGGAUCCAGAAGCUGGAUACACCGCAGAAGGGAAACUCGCCACAAGGAAGACACGGUCAUGACAUGAGUCCCAGACCGAAGCGAUCCUUUUUCCCGUCGGCGAGAUCUGUAUCUCAGGAGCCGAAUGGAUCCGAAGCAAUACUCAGCGACCACGGGUACACGAGCGGUAGCGAAGCAGACCGCGAACAACGCGCACAUAAAGCCUCCACGUCGACGCGACGCGAGUCGGCGAACCUGAGGCUCAACAGCACCAUGAUUCUGCGGGCCAAACGUGCCUCAUCGUCUCUCCCUUCGUCCCCAUUACAAAAGUCUCCCACCCACUCGCCGACCCGGCAACAGCUCCUUCUUGAAUCUGCACGAGAGGUUGACCGGCCAACUCUGUCUCUAUAUCUCGAUCGAGUCUACAACUUCCUCAACGUGCCCAUCACCUCUCCUUCGACCCGUGUCGUCAUACUCGGUGUAAAACUAUUCAGCACCCUUCAGCCUUGCCUGUCUCAAGGCAUGAACGCGAUAGUGGUCUAUCCCAUCAUCGCAACGGCAUUACUAGAGUUCUCAUUGGCGCGUGUGCGGCUAUGGAAAGCUUUGGUAGCUAUGCUGGCGCAUUUCAUUGUGCUUUCUUUAGCGUGGAGAACGGACAAGUUAUGUCAGAACCCCAAUGGUGGGUGGAUGCAAUGGGACGGACAUGAUGGUGAAUGA
This is a messenger RNA of Fonsecaea nubica, 4086 nucleotides long. RefSeq lists its product as hypothetical. Gene Ontology annotation, molecular function: protein kinase activity; clathrin binding; ATP binding. The coding region runs from base 1 to 4086 and encodes 1361 amino acids. The record is from RefSeq and is a predicted model, not a curated record. Gene Ontology annotation, biological process: clathrin coat assembly; protein phosphorylation. Gene Ontology annotation, cellular component: clathrin-coated vesicle. The transcript is spliced from 8 exons. NCBI's taxonomy places the organism in Eukaryota, Fungi, Ascomycota, Eurotiomycetes, Chaetothyriales, Herpotrichiellaceae.